CGCGUCAAGCCCUGGUUCUACAAGGACCCCCAGGGCCAGCACCAGGGCCCCUUCGAGGCGCCCCAGAUGCGCCAGUGGUUCAACGCGGGCUACUUCGACGACGACCUGCCCCUGCGCCAGGGCGAGUCCGGCGACUUCGUGCCGCUCGGCCGCCUCUUCUCCUCGCCGCAGGACGCGUUCGUCACGAAGCCG
Messenger RNA from Aureococcus anophagefferens, 192 nucleotides. RefSeq lists its product as hypothetical. The annotation marks the transcript as partial. Lineage: Eukaryota; Pelagophyceae; Pelagomonadales; Pelagomonadaceae. The record is from RefSeq and is a predicted model, not a curated record. The transcript has a single exon. Gene Ontology annotation, molecular function: protein binding.